Messenger RNA from Echinops telfairi (small Madagascar hedgehog), 1194 nucleotides. RefSeq names its product nudix hydrolase 2 (gene NUDT2). Lineage: Eukaryota; Metazoa; Chordata; Mammalia; Afrosoricida; Tenrecidae. Gene Ontology annotation, biological process: AMP biosynthetic process; ATP biosynthetic process. The record is from RefSeq and is a predicted model, not a curated record. Gene Ontology annotation, molecular function: bis(5'-nucleosyl)-tetraphosphatase (asymmetrical) activity. Bases 59 to 502 code for a protein of 147 amino acids. The transcript is spliced from 3 exons.
UCGGUCUUCGUUGAGGGUCACCCGCCUGCCGCCUGCCGCCUGCUGGUUUAGAUAGACCAUGGCCCUGAGAGCGUGUGGCUUGAUCAUCUUCAGAAGACUCCCCAUUCCCAAAGUAGACAAAAACUCCAUAGAGUUUCUACUGCUGCAGGCAUCGGAUGGCAUUCAUCACUGGACUCCUCCCAAAGGUCAUGUGGACCCAGGAGAGGAUGACCUGGAGACAGCCCUGAGAGAGACUCGAGAGGAAGCGGGCCUAGAAGCCAGCCAGCUGACGGUGAUUGAGGGGUUCAGAAAGGAGCUCAAUUAUGUGGCCAGGCAGAAGCCUAAAACAGUCAUCUACUGGCUAGCGGAGGUGAAGGACUAUGAUGUGGAGAUCCGCCUCUCCCACGAGCACCAAGCCUACCGCUGGCUGGGGCUGGAUGAGGCCUGCCAGCUGGCCGCCUUCAAGGACAUGAAGGCAGCGCUCCAAGAAGGACACCAGUUCCUCUGCUCCCCAGAGGCCUGAGCCGACAGCCGAGGCCUCUGGCUUCCCCUGAUUGGCCCUUCUGCGAUGAUCCCACCCUCCACCUCCCGGGACUAUUGUGCUGGUCUUUGGCUCAGCACAGCAAAGAACAGAUAGCAUUCAUGGAACUGGCUGGGGACUUUGAAAUGAGAGUAAGCAACAAUAACCAAAAAAUCUCAGCUGGGUGGAAAAGAAAGCAAAGGAGGAAUUAAAAAAUAAAAAUAAUUUCAGGUCUAGUAAAUGCAUCCUUAUGCUUUAUACACAAACCUCAUGUCCCUCAUCUGCCCGGUUCCCCUAUGGGGCGUGUUGAUUUCCUGGACGGUUGCCUCUGCUGGGAAGAAGACAACGCAAGUGGGUCAGUUCUGACUUCAGUCCGAGGGAAACCUGUGUCCGUACCGUACACCCCAGAGAUGCUAAGAGCUAGGGAGUCCGAAUGGCAGACCUAACACCACCCGGUCUGUCCCUGACAUCCAGCCUCCACCCCCACCCUUCAAGAGGGUGGCUCUCCAAGAAGGUGGUUUCCAGUCAGACAGGAUUUCUAAGUGAGUGGGACUUGAGAGCAGGAAGCCGCUCUGCGCUACCUACUGAUGAUCUCUCCCUAGCACUGGCCCCAUGCAGAGCCGUGUUGUACAUGUUCAGUAAAGUUUCCCUUGAAGAAUUAAUCAGAUCUUGACAUGAUUGAUUGAUUGAACUGU